Molecule: messenger RNA, 618 nt
Organism: Antrostomus carolinensis (chuck-will's-widow)
Lineage: Eukaryota; Metazoa; Chordata; Aves; Caprimulgiformes; Caprimulgidae
Product: olfactory receptor 51G2-like
Biological process (GO): G protein-coupled receptor signaling pathway
Cellular component (GO): plasma membrane
Molecular function (GO): olfactory receptor activity
Source: RefSeq, a predicted model, not a curated record
AGAUGCUCCCUGGUCCAUCAUGUGGUUGCCAGCAGCUCCAACUCCUGUUACACGUUGAUCCUGGUGGGUACCCUGGGGGUGGAGGUUCCCCACGUCUGGCUCUCCAUCCCUCUCACCUCCAUCUACACUGUGUCCCUCACAGGGAACUGCACAAUCCUCUUUGUCAUCUGUCCCAAUCUGAGUCUCCACGAGCCCAUGUCCCAGUUCCUCUCCACACUGCCCAACAGUUUGGGUUUGUCUCCAUCUACAGCGCCAACUCUGGUGACAGUUUUCUGGGCCAACUACAAGGAAAUCCGUUUUGAAGCCUAUUUUGCUCAGCUUUAUCUAGUUCAUUCCUUCUUCAUGGAGCCUUUCCUUCUUCUGGCCAUGGCCGUGGACAUCUCCUACCCGCUGAGAUACUCCUCCAUCCUCACCAGUGCUUUGAACAACUGCUUGUCCCGCAUCCUGGCAGUCUUGACCCUGUACAUCCUGCACAUCCCCAUGGUUGGCUUGUCCUUGGUUCACCAGUAUGGCCAGCAUGCUCGUUCUGAAGAGCUGCUCUCCAGCCAGGCUGUCCUGGUGAACACCAAGGCAGGACCUGGUCUGUCCCAGGUGCAGGAAUUUGGGGUUUUUAAAUGA